This is a messenger RNA of Nipponia nippon (crested ibis), 2976 nucleotides long. NCBI's taxonomy places the organism in Eukaryota, Metazoa, Chordata, Aves, Pelecaniformes, Threskiornithidae. The record is from RefSeq and is a predicted model, not a curated record.
AUGGCGCCGCGAGGCUCUGGGGGUUCCUCGCUUCCCCGUGAGAAAAGCGGGGCUGGUGUUAGUGCUCUGCCCUCCCGCUUGGCCUCGGUUGCUGGCACAAACACUUGUGCUCUGAGGGCUUGUCUGCGGGGAGCCCCCUUUCUCUUGGGCUGCCUGCGGCUGCGCCAGUGGCUCCUCCGGGAGGUCUGCCGUUCACGGAAUCAUUUUAAAAAAGACUACAGAGCAAGAUUCUGCCAUGGAGGAGGAAAUAAGAUCGAUGUACAGCCAGGUCAAAACGUUCUGAAACUCAUACAGGAUUGUUUCGAAAGUUGUGGCGGUGAUCUUACAAUAAGUUCUCCAAGUGCAACCUGUUGCUCAACUCCUAUUGUCAGAAAUGAGAAGAGGACUUCAAUACAGAGCCAAAGGGCAGGGUUAACUAACUCUGUGAAAAGAGCCUGUAAUUCUCCAGAGUCCUUACCUGCAUCAGCACUAAACACAGUCAGCAGCAGAGGAUGGUCACAUGAAUCACCCCUGAAGCCUGCAAUACAUGAUUACGUAGCUGAUUCUAAAACCCCAAAGUCUCCUGUGUCUAAAAGAGAAACAAGUAAUAUAUUAAAAGAUGUUGAAGCGCUAUGUAAAAGUCCCGCCAUAUCUUUGGACCCUGAGGAUGAUCAUGAGUCUCUUGGAUCACCUCUUCUUGUGGAGGAAGUGAAAAGUUCUCCUGUACAUAUAUUACAUUUUGAUGACCAAAAUACCCCUGCUGCAGCGAAGAGCCACGUGGAAGUUGAAAAUUUGGAAGGACCUCAGACUGGGAAAGAUGAGCAGGUUGUUCUCAUGCAAGGAACAGAACGUAUUGCUACGCCUUCUGUACGGAAAGAGAAGUCUUUCUCUUCGGCUGUCUUAGCAGCUGUAGCAACAGGAUCACUUGGAAAAAGGUAUUCAGCCUCAAUAUCCCCGCCAUCGCCUCCUCCUGUGAAAGAUCAAGAUAUAGAAAUAGAAAAUGAAUGUGAAUUUUUAAUUGAUGAAUCAGAUGGUGUAUCUUUUAAUUCUUGGUUUUCAAUACCCCAUAAGAACAAAAAAUCAAAAAAAGAUGGCUCUGCAACUCCUAAACCUCAGCCCUCUGAAAAGGAGAAGACAGAGAGUAAGAAAGGCAAGAAGAGAAAAGCACAGGUUGAAGCACUUACUAAACAGAAAACGGAUGAUUUGGAUGUCAGAGUACCUGGCUUCAAAGGGACAUCAGAAUCAGAUCCAGUCUCUAACAGUGAAGGAAAGGUCCUUAAAUCUCAAAGGCAAAACAGUACUCCUAUGGGAAAGACUAAAAGGGAUGCACUUAGGCAAGGCUCUCCAAAUCAGAAAAAGGAGACGUCCUGGAAACCAGAAGCCGAAGAACUGAUGUUGUCACAGUCUGGAUUGGAAACAAAAGCAUCUGAUGCAGAACAAUGUAAAACAAGGGUGAUGCCAAAUGAGGAUUCGCCUAUGCUCUCAGCUGGGCAUCAGCAAGAGCGGACUGUGUCUCCAAAAAAGAAUCUCAAGUCUUCCAAGUAUCUGCAGUCAGCUUCAAAAGCUGCUCAGCAUUUAGUUCACAAGAAACAAACUGCUAAGCAGAAACUUCCAAAAGAUACAGUAGCUAAGAGACUGGCAGAAAGUCCGAGGAAGAAGCUUAAAAAAUCUGGCAAGAAAAGUAGUAAUAAAAAGCCUCAGUUACAAAGAGAGGAGAGUUCUGACACUGAACCUGGCGAAGAAGAGCUCGAAAGAGAGCCUGUAAAAUUGGAAGAAGUGUUUACUUCACCUCUGCAUCAGAACUUACAGACUUCCAUGAUUCAGAAGCUGGCUAAGUCUGACAAGCCUAAAAACGUAUUGCGUGCAUUGGAGUCACUUGGUGGUGCAAAUAACAAAACUCCUGUAAAAGCACUGCAGCACCUCAUAGACGGUGUGAAGAAUUCUGGAAAGAAACAAUUGUCAGCUAAGUCUUCAGGGAAGAUAGCCAAAAAGAUUUGUCACAGAGCCAGUAAAGGUGUUUGCUCAAGCCCUGAGGACGCCGAGUCUCAAAUGGACUCUGACAGCUCUUCUGUACAGGACAUGGCAAGAAAAAACCAGAAGUUAUCAGAUAUGAAAAGAAAAAGAAAACGUAACACGCAACAUGGACUACAAGAUUCCUUUGCAGCUGAGAAGGCUACGAGUCGUGAAAGUGGGCCCGUUCUAGAACAUCGUGAUAAGUUUACUUCCAGAAGUAAGUCUUGUGAACAGGAUAAUACAUCUUCAGAUAAUUCUGAAGACUUUAAUUGUCAAGUAAGAAAUCUGUUGUCAGACAACAUAGCAAGGCAUAAUAAAAUAGUAAUGCCUUCCAACACACCUAAUGUUCGUCGGACAAAAAGGAUACGACUAAGACCUCUGGAAUAUUGGCGAGGCGAGCGUGUAAACUAUACGAUGAGGCCUUCAGGAGGACUUGUGAUUAGUGGAAUAGUGUGUCCAGAAACAGAGCCUCACAGGAAGAUUAAACGGAGGAAGGGUGGUCACAAGCAGAAAAGAGAUGAAACAAGAAGUGAGAUACCUGCAAAUUUGGAUCACACCCUCGCUGAUACUUCUAAGCCAACCGUUGUACUGGACCCAGUAACAAAUGAGGAAGUACUUCUAGAAUGUGUUAACACCGAAAGCAGUCACUCAUGCUUCUUCAAAGAUGAAUCGGUAGAAAUAUAUAAAAAUUUGAAUACAUCUGCUUUUGCCAGUGGUAGAUUGAUUUUGAAACCAUUUAAAGAAAAGGGACACCAGUUUGUCCACAUGGAUACAAUAGCUUUCCAUGUUAUCCGUGGCAAAAUUAUUGUUACCUUACAUAAGACGUCAUAUUAUCUGACUACAGGGGACUUCUUCUAUGUUCCAGCAGGAAAUGGAUAUAACGUACGUAAUCUUCUGAACGAAGAAAGUGUUCUUCUCUUCACACAACUCAAAAAAGACAGACCAAAAGCAAGAAGCAUGUUGUUGGAGACCUCUUCCCCGUAA